AUGUCAAUGGACUACUCGGGGUUCCCAUUGUUUCCCGCCAUCCCAGCCUCGAUUAGACGUCGGCUACCCCGCCUAUACUCGUCCCACCGUGCGCCCAUCGGUGCUGAAUCGAGCGGAGAUCCGCGCCGGGGACUGGCUUCCCUAUCAGAGCCUCACCUGCUGUGUCAUAGUCAAUCCACAGAUCGGAUGGUACCCGAAGUACGGCCCUCGUCAGCUGGAGAUGAUAUGGGCUCCCCGGAAUCACAUAGUCCCCCAGCCGAGGAAAUGGGCAGUCCGACUAAAUAUGAAGCUGAGUCUGGGUUGCGAUGGAACCGGGUGGUGCCCGGAUACGAAGCCCAGCAACCACAAGCCGACGGUCGCCUGGCUCGAUCGCUUUAUGUAAAUGCGCUAGUGUAUCUUCUUGAUGCUUUACCCCAAGACUUAUCAGCCGAUGAGACAUCCAUGCUCGAACAUCACAUCCCAGAGCUGGUAAAAGCAUCAUUAACCCCAUACCCUCAACCACCGCAAUAUCUUCCGGACGGGAAAAGCAAAUAUAAUGCCCACCCGAGAUCGUAUUUGCACAGACUGCUCGCCUCGACGAUUGUGCAAAUAUUUAUUCUCUUGCGACUUCUCUUACCAUAUGCCAGGUUGCUUUUGCGCCAGAUAUACGCAUACGAGCGGACCCACCGCAUCACCGAGCGCAUUCUAACCACCACGCUGGAUACCGCCGACGGUCUUGGGAAAAGCAGUAUCAACAUCGGAAUGGCUGUUUGCAAGCUCAGCGAAGGAAGAGUAGGUGCUGCAUUGUCGAGCUUUGCCGCUUGGUGGAUGGAGGGUGUGGCGGGCGGGAUAUAUGAAGGUGUUGGAGAAGGGAUGAUGCAACUUGGUCUUCUUGGAAAAGAGUCUGACAUUUCAACUUCUCCAACUUCUCCUGUGCAAUGGCGACCACCAGAUUACCCUGUAUUCCGUCGCUACGAAAGCAGCAGCUUCAUCUGGAAUUGCCCCUACGCCUCCGCAAUCCUCCGCUUCCAACUUCGCUUCCCAGACACCUACCCCGACCUUCCACCUCUGGUCACCUUCGCAACUGACUUCUUCCACCCAUUGAUUGUGCCCCUCACGACUUAUACUUUCAGUACUGGCUCGGCAAGUGACAACCCAGUCAGUGCUACAGACGAGGAACGCUUACCACCUGGUGGGUUCAGUCUUCGCCAUGGAUUCCCCCACUGGUUUGGCAGAGCAAAGCGGAGCGGUCUAGCAUCGGGGACCACAUCGCGAACUGUGAGCGGAAAUAGUCCAGUAGCUGCACAGGCCAGCGAAACGAGGACUGCAGAUCCCACGGAAAGCGAUGAGGCCUCAGACGCCGCGACAUCAACGGACCCGGAAACCAGUGAUGGUGCCUUGGAAACACCACGAGUGGCCCAGGUCCCGUCCAUGGACCAAUUUGCGGAACCAAAGUCUGUUGUCCCAGUAUCAGAGAUAUUGGACUAUAUUCGGUCGACUUUUGAUGACGAAAAUGUGCUGGAUUCGUUGCCGGUUGAAGUCGCUGGCAACCCUGGAGCAUGGCAUGCGUGGAAGGCACAUCGCCGAGGCGGUGCUGGCGGAGCAUGGAAACGGGCAAGCCCGCAGGCUCGGCUUCCUGGGGAUUGGCAUUGGGAUGGGAUUUGGGCGCGGCGGGCUCACGAUGAGAUCGAAAAUUCUCGGUCCGACCCAAUGUUGUUUGGAAGUGCUGCUCGUGGGAACGCAGAUGACAUGAUUAGGUUCUCGCGGUUAGACAAAGUCAGUUUAGACGCGGUUAAGGAAAGUAUGGCAGCCAUGGUCGGCAAUGUAUGA
Molecule: messenger RNA, 1809 nt
Organism: Penicillium nucicola
Lineage: Eukaryota; Fungi; Ascomycota; Eurotiomycetes; Eurotiales; Aspergillaceae
Exons: 5
Coding region: 1-1809 (602 amino acids)
Source: RefSeq, a predicted model, not a curated record